GAUGAUGAUGCUGAGGCAGCUGAAAGACAAGAGACUCAGCAAAUCCCUGCCGGUUACAUUAGCAAUGAACUAUUCAGAGUAGCUGUUGAUCGGUUUAUACGGAGCCUGAGUGUCUUUGAAUAAAUACCGUGUUUGAUUCUGUCUACCGUCCCACAAAUUUUGGCUUUGAUUAUAAGCAGUCCGCUUCUCGUUGCUUGGCAAACCCUACCUCCAUCCCCUCCUCAUGAGUUAUCCUUUUGCUUUACCUACAACGGGAUCGGUUGCUCUCGCAGACUUUUUUGAGAAUCUGGGACCUUAUUCAAAGCAAAUUUCUGAAGCAACAGCACAGCGUGGCCGAUUGCGAGCAGCAUUAAAGACAAUUAAACGCCAGGAACAGCUGAACAAGGAUUACCAGGAAGUUAUAAAUACUAUAGAAGAUUAUUUGCCAUAUCUUUAUGGUAUCAUUGCUUGUAUAGAAGGAGAGGAACUUGUACCGCGUGGUGAUAUAGUAACGUCAUGGCGAUCGACACUGAGUGGACAUACGAAAGCAUUAGGUGGACAGAAACCUCGGGUUAACUGUAAAGGAAUCAAAGCAGAGCUUUGUUUUGUGCUCAUGACCUAUGCAUAUGCCUUUUGUCUGCGUGGCUCAGAAAUCAUUUCAUCCAUACCACCUGAGAGCGACCAUUCAGAAGUACAAUAUAACAAGGCUGCGGAUAUGUUGAACAGAGCUGCAGGAAUAUUUUCAUAUGUCGCCGACAGUAUUGACCACCCGCCACCAGACUCUUCCUCUCCGAGAGCUAUAGAACUGCACCAAGACGCCGCAACGGCUCUUUCAAAACUGGCAGCAGCCGAUGCCCAAUCAGCGGCAGUCAGUAAAGCUCUGGUUCACAGCAAAGUCUCAAAUUCACUCAUAGCGAAAUUGUAUAUGGGUGUUGCAAACCAGUAUGACACUGCAAAUGGAUUACUCUCUUCUCUUCCCAAUUCCGAAAUUGCCUCAGAUUUAAAACGAUACCUCAGUGAUGGAACGUCCUUUUAUAAGGCAAUGGCAAAGAAGCAUCUGAGUUUAGAUGCAAAUGAUAACCAGUAAGUAAUGUCUAUGUUAUGCUUCAUGCAAUUCUCUUUCUCAUGUUCGGUGGUUUUUUAGAAAUUCAGGCAUUGCCGUAGGAUUUAUGCGGGAAGCCAAAGCUGAGCUUCACGCACUUAAAAAAGUAUCUAAAUCAACGCUGUCCAUAACCCAUUCGGCCGUUGCCUCUCGGGCUACUAAGGAAGAAGA
Messenger RNA from Umbelopsis ramanniana AG, 1252 nucleotides. RefSeq lists its product as uncharacterized. Gene Ontology annotation, biological process: cellular response to pH. Lineage: Eukaryota; Fungi; Mucoromycota; Umbelopsidomycetes; Umbelopsidales; Umbelopsidaceae. Gene Ontology annotation, cellular component: plasma membrane. Bases 224 to 1066 code for a protein of 280 amino acids. The transcript is spliced from 6 exons. The record is from RefSeq and is a predicted model, not a curated record.